AUGGACGACUUUGCGACAUACCACAGCAAAAACAAUCAUGUCGUAACGCCCCGGCACGACGACCGACCAGAGAAUAGUGACAGAGAAUCUCUUUUUGGCGACAAUGAAGGAGAGAUCUACACGUCCGCGCCCAAAGAGGCGUUCAAACUUGGGUACUUCGAUGUCAUGUGUUUGGUGCUCAACCGAAUGAUUGGAACGGGCAUCUUUAACUCGCCCCAACGAGUAAUGCAAGGAACAAACUCGACCGGUGCAUCACUUCUCCUUUGGCUCGCUGGAGUCAUCUACUGUCUCUCAGGCGUUCACGUAUACAUCGAGUAUGGCCUCAAUGUCCCUCGCUAUACUAUCAACGGCAUCGAGCAAAGUGUUCCGCGCAGUGGCGGGGAUCUCAACUACCUCCAAUAUGUCUAUCGAAAGCCUGCAUACAGAAGUGGUACCAUCCUUCUGAGCACAUGCAUGUUUGGCUUCUGCUUUAUAGCUCUUGGCAAUAUGGCAGGCAACUGUAUCAGCUUUGCUACCAGAGUGCUUGCCGCAUCGGGAGAAGAGGAUCCGACUCCUGGUGCUGUUAGAGGCAUCGCCAUUGGCAUUGCAAUCCUCACUUGCUUUAUCCAUACGUUCUCUCGAAGAGGUGGCAUUCUACUCAACAACAUGUUGGCCAUGAUCAAGGUCAUGAUCCUCCUUCUUAUCAUUGUGACAGCUAUUGUUGUUGGAGCUGGAGGUCUGAGGGGUUCUGAUGGCAAACCAGUGGAAAAGCAUAUCGGGGCAAAUACCCAACCUUCUACCGCCUUUGCCGACUCUGGUGAUGCGAAUGGGUAUGCCCAUGCCUUUCUUGCCAUUAUCUUCAGUUUCUCGGGUUUUGAGCAGCCGAAUUAUGUCAUGGGCGAGAUUAGUCGACCAAGACGCAAGCAUCCAGUCGCUAUGCUUUCCGGUGUCAGCAUCGCCAUCUUGCUUUAUAUGGCAGUGAAUAUCUCAUAUAUGGUUGUGGUGGACAAAGAUUCCCAAGUAAAGAGCAACGUAGCGGAGCAGUUCUUUGUGCUUACGCUCGGGUCUUUGAGCAACGGCGGAACCGGAAAGCGGAUUUUCAACGCCUUCCUAGCCGUGUCAAGUAUGGGAAACAUUAUCGUCAUGACUUACACCGCUGCCCGUGUCAAGCAAGAAAUUGCAAAAGAGGGCAUCAUCCCUUAUGCCAAGUUCUUCGCUCAAGACGGCGACAUCUCCCUGGGCCGCCUUCUCAACUGGUUCAAGAAGAGAGGAAUGUUCAGUUCACUUCUGAACACACGGUGGCUCUCGCCGGAGGACCACAAGGAGAGAACUCCCGUAGGCGCCUUUGUAUUGCAUCUUGGUUCAUGCUUUAUCCUGAUAUUCGCCACCUGGCGUGCAGGUUCUGGCAAUUCCUAUGUGUUGCUCACGAGCUUGAGUGCAUAUGUCAUCAAUGCCUUUUUUGGCAUAUUCCUUGGGCUUGGUAUCCUGAUAUUGCGCUUCAAAGGACCUCCCAAAACCGACAAAGACGAGAUACAAAGCCCAGCGGCGCCUCCCCAGACGUGGCGCCAGAUGACAGGGAAGCACAUCAAUCCCACACUAAGCGUUAUAUGUGCUGUUGUUUAUAUCAUUGGUGGUCUGUGGCCCAUUGUCACCAUUUGGAUCAAGCCAAAGAAUGUUGAAAGAAACCCAGAUGAUAAUGAACCAGAGCUUCCGUGGUGGCUUGUGCCCACUAUUACAUGGUCCAUUAUCGUCGGGAGUGUAUUUUGGUUCCUUGGCUUUGUUUCCUUUGCAAUGCGUAGAAAGCACAAAAGAAACGAGAUCUUUGUGGUCGAGAAGAAGCCCGAGUUUGAGAGUGCCGAUGGACCUGAUAGCUCGGAUGAGAAGCCAGGUGGUUAUGUGCUCGUGCAUGAGACUGUCUAUCUGAGUUGGACUGCGGCGGAGAUACAUGAAACGAAAGGAUCUGGCACAACUGGGUUCCAGGAGCGACCUGGUGCAUUGUCUGCGACUCCAGUGAAUCGAUAUGCUGGGACUGACUUUGAAGCGUUCUACCCGGAGGAACGUACUGCUGUACCAACAAGGGCGUAUAAUCCAGGAUAUAGACCAUAG
Messenger RNA from Fusarium coffeatum, 2085 nucleotides. RefSeq lists its product as uncharacterized. Gene Ontology annotation, biological process: amino acid transmembrane transport. Gene Ontology annotation, cellular component: membrane. NCBI's taxonomy places the organism in Eukaryota, Fungi, Ascomycota, Sordariomycetes, Hypocreales, Nectriaceae. The coding region runs from base 1 to 2085 and encodes 694 amino acids. The transcript has 3 exons. The record is from RefSeq and is a predicted model, not a curated record. Gene Ontology annotation, molecular function: L-amino acid transmembrane transporter activity.